AUGGAGAAAGACAGCAGAAGAAAAAACAAUAGAUUGACACAUGACAUUCCAGAAGUGUUUAUGGACAUGCACAGCGCCCCAGAAAAGAUGGCCUGCAGAUCUCUGAUUGAUGCACACCCAGGCUUAGGCCUGGAUGGAUCCGGGCAAUCUAAAGAAGCCCCCAGAGAAAUAAGCAAAGAGGUGUACACUGUCUUAGAAAAGCAAUUUCCAGGAGCCAGCAGAGAGCAGAUCCUUGCCUGCAUUAACGAGGCAAAAGACAUUUGCAAUGCAAAGCUAAUCGAAAUGCAUCGAAAGCUGCGAGAUCUAUAUAUGGUUAAGAUAUUGCCAUUUGAAGCCUGGAUGCAUUUCAGUAAAAGCCAAGCUGUGAUACUGACACAUGAAAUAGUGCAGAACUGUGAACUACAGAAAUACUACUAUGCCACGUUUCCGGAGAUAUUGAAGUGCAAAAUUGAUAUAAUCGAAAGCCGUGUGUCGGAAAACGAGGAGGAUCACGCGCCAGAAAAUGACUUUUCCAUCGACAUCAUGAACAAGCUUGAAAAUUUAUUGAAAAACUGCGAAACCAGAAUUAAUGCCUACAGCAAUACACUAGAAACGCACACACAAAAUAUAUCCAAUUUCGAGCGUAAUAACAAGGGAGACAUAUGUCUAUUUGCCAGAAUGAAAAAGUCUGUAAUUGACUCUUUUAACACCUACUCACGCGAUGUAGCCGCUGUAGCAGCCCAGAAGAUGGAGGCUGCGCUCAGGGCGUCUUCCUUCAAUGGCGAGGAUGUGAUUUCUCUGAGCGACCAGAAUGAAACGUCUGACUUUUUCUUUGCCUGUGAACCAUCCCGUUGUAUAGAUUCAAAGAAGCAGCAGGAAGAUAUUCGCGCAAGCAUAGAAGCUGCGAAGGUAGCGAGUCUAGAAAGAGAACUGAUGUAUAUCAGCAUAGACAAAGAUAUCAAGUCGCUAAGAGCCACAGAAAUAAGAAAAUUGGAAAAGAAAAUCCGUGAGAGCCAGAGCCAUUUGUCGUGGCGGUUUAGUUCUGAUUUGAUCGAUUUGAAAAAGCAAACGCUAUCCCUAAUGAAAAAAUCAGUUAUGAAAUACCACCAAAGCAGCAGGCAGUCCGUAGAAGCAGUUCAGAAGAAAGAAGCCAACCUGAACACAAUUGAAAGGCAAGAAACAGCAUGCAAAAACGCAUACCACAGUCAUGUGCUUUCUGUAAACCAGUUGACUUCUGAUGAGAUAGAGGAAAUAAACAAGCUCAUAGAGGAAGUUGUGCAAGCCCAGAAAGAAACCAAGGAAAAAGUGGCUGUAGGGAAAAAUGAGGAAAAAAUCCUGCUAGAGCAAGAAAUUCGCAUAAAAGAGAAGGAGCUUCAAAAAAUAGCCAUAUCUUCUAAGCUGUUCUGGGAUACGCUUGUAACAAAAGAAAACCCAUACAAAGUGCUGGGCGCCUCCAAAAGUCUUCUAAAUAGAAAUUGUUGGGAGGGGGGUUUGCAUCCCAUCGAUACAAGCUUGUCCAAUGCCGAGAGUGGAAGCCCAUAUGCGCACAAAGACGCAGCGCCGCAGUCUGGCGAUUCUGAUGAACAGAAGCAAGAGAAGACGCCAGGAGUGGAGCUUAAGAAAAAUGCAAAGGGAUGGGAUUUUUAUCUUUUCAAGUGCAUGGCCAUCAAAAACUGUCUAAAUUUUAGAUCGUCAAACACUGCAAUUGAAAACUCGGGUCCGAUUUCCAAAACGUUAAAACACCCAGAAACUAACUUGGAAGGGCGCAAACAAUCUCUUUUAUGCUAUGAGUAUGACUCUGAAAAUCCCACUCAAGCUCUUCUAUGCACAGAAGAUGGCGAUCUUCUAGAAAGCGGCAUGUGCUUCAGCGAAAACCUAUAUACUGGUAGAUCACAAGAAAAAAGAAGCAAUACUAUUUUGUGGGGCAUUUUGGCUCUUGCAAUAGGUGUCUUUUUGAUCUCCGGGACAAUCGUAAUGGGCGUUAGGGCGGGCUUGGUAAAAAUAUAG
Molecule: messenger RNA, 1986 nt
Organism: Nematocida major
Lineage: Eukaryota; Fungi; Microsporidia
Exons: 1
Coding region: 1-1986 (661 amino acids)
Source: RefSeq, a predicted model, not a curated record